Naegleria lovaniensis is the source of this 2424-nucleotide messenger RNA. RefSeq lists its product as uncharacterized. Gene Ontology annotation, molecular function: peptidase activator activity; proteasome binding. The coding region runs from base 1 to 2424 and encodes 807 amino acids. Lineage: Eukaryota; Heterolobosea; Eutetramitea; Acrasida; Naegleriidae. The record is from RefSeq and is a predicted model, not a curated record. Gene Ontology annotation, biological process: proteasomal ubiquitin-independent protein catabolic process. Gene Ontology annotation, cellular component: nucleus; cytosol. The transcript has a single exon.
AUGAUGGCAAUUCAUGAGGCAGACACUCAACAGCCUCCGAACACGAGUUCAUCAUCAUCGUCCAAUCAUAAUAACAGCAACUUGUUGAACAAAUUUCUAUUGCAUCAACCAGCAUUUGCAAAACAAGAAAUGAUGGAAGAGAUUCCGAUGAUGAAACACAAAAUUUUGAAUGGACUUUCUGUGGCUCAUGAUCUUUUCAAUUCCGAGCUCAAAAAUUUGGAAGGGGAGUCUUGUUUCUUUCAUACGUUGAAUGAAUCCAUAAAUCUAUUUAACAAAUACGUUAGCUUGGAGUAUCCACUUUCAAUCGAGGAGCGCAUUCAAAUUCUCGAGAUGGCUCUUCCCUUUCUUGUGGAUGAAAAAGUGGGAAGUAUUGCAUUCAUGGAAAUUCGUACAAAAAUUGCAGACCUGCUCUACACUCUCCUAAAACACAGAAAGGUGAUCUUGCGAAUGCAAUAUUGUCCAAUGAUGAAAGCAGUGACAUGUUGGAAGAGACUUUACGAAUUGAUUAGACAGUCGUUUUUUAACAAGCAACGUAAGCUAGAUUACGGCAUUCCUAGCAAUCCUGAGUUAUUUAUCAAAUAUGGAUUGACACUAAUUAAGGCUGUUUGUAAAUUGAGAAACUUCUUUCCAACAAGUGCAAGCAAAGAAAUACUAGACACUUUUACAAGUAGAAUGUCUGUCAACCAUACAGAGUACUACAUUUCAAUUUGUUACAUGUGCUUGCUUCUUCCUACAAGCUUCCGAAACGAAGACUCAAUUCAAGGGAAAUGUAACUAUUGGCUUGACCAUUUAAUUGAACUGUGGAACUCGAGCGUAUCAAGCACGCCCCUAAUUGAAGUUAACUUCUUUUCACUAUUUUAUCGCAUGUCCAGAGAUCGGUGUGGAGACGUUCAUAUAUUUCAACCUCAUUUAGAUGAUAUUUUCACAGAAAUUUUAAAAUGUAUGGACGUUCCUGUUAAGAUUACAGUCUCAACAUUAAGCAGCAAAAUGGGUGUGAAACUAACUCUGGAAGAUCAAGACGACAGCAGUGUUUCAAAACUGUAUCGAUUGGCAUCCUCAUCAGGCACUGAUCCACCAGAAGUAUGCAACCUAUUUUGGUCGGACUCUCCCAAAGGUAUUGCGCUCAAAUAUGCUGCUCAGCUUUGUGUUUAUUUAUUAGACUUUCCAGAGACCCUUCAAUUUUUAACACAGCUCAUACACUGUGUGGAAGACCAGUUCUUGUGGAACUCGAAUUUAAUUGCCUUUUUGCAUGAGCUUAUUAGAGCACUAGCCAAACGUUUAAAGCGAGAGCAAUCAUCCACAUCAACAACUCAACUAUCGGAAAAGGUGGUGGAUGAAAUUGUAGAUAUAAUAUUCUCUGUGUCUAAGGCUAUAUUAUUCUCAGAGGACAUUGAAAUUUGGAUAGUCGAUAUCGAAGUCAUCAAACACCUCUGCUAUAUUAGACCAAAACGAGUAAUUACUGAACUAUUUGAAAUUAUUCUAAACAGCUUGCAAAAUUUUAGCAAGGCCAACCAAAUAUCGACCACUAUUGAGCUACUAAAUGUGGUAUUAAUUCCGUUCAUGACACAAUGUGACGAUAUACCAGAAAUUCGAGAAUAUUUAGCUCAAGUGUUAAUGACUGUAGUCUUAAAUAUUGAAAUCACGGACAUUAUGAAAGCAAUUCGAGCGUAUGAAUUCAUGUCGCGAGUGUUCCAACUGGUGCCUAUUAUCGAAUCAAGCGAUGCUGAUGAGGUGCCAUCAGCGGUAUCUCUAUUUGAAGAUUUUUCUGUUGAAUUUGUUAAUAGAACGCUGGAAUUUUUAAGCAACGUGACAUAUACUGACCUCUCCAAAAAUUACUUCCGAAUUAUGACUUCCGUUUCACUAUUUUUUCAACAACUCUCCCCCAGACUUCACAAACUAUGUUUACAAAAGAUUGUCCUAUAUUUGUCAACAAACUUUUUACCAGAUUCUUCAAAACAAUUGAGAGAUCUUAUUCAUUACGCCAGUACCUACUACUGUGAGAAGUACAAUCCCAUGGAUAUUAUUAUUUCAGAAUUGGAACCAAAAGUUCUGCAAAAAGACAACAUGAAUGACAAGGAGCUCAAUUACUACUUGCUAAUUUUAGGAAAAUGUUUUAAGAAUAACAACAACGCUAUGCAUCAUUCAAACACAGUUAGGCAAGUUAUUGACGCCCAUUUAAGAAAUAGCACAGAAGUGGAUUUAAGUAUAAUUAUAGCUGUUGGAAAAUUUAUUCGUCACUAUAUCCAAAGCUUAACCACGGUAUAUCUAUUGGAAAAAAGAAGUGUUCCGUUUUCGACGUGGAAUUCUUCUCGAUUCUUGAAAACAGAUCACUUUCAAUAUUGGGGAAAAUUAGUGAAUAUUAAUUCAGAAUCCGAGGUAUAUGGCACCAUCCCAGCAGUGAAGAGCUUACAGAGGCUUCUUUGA